CCUCUUCUACUAAAGCAGGAGAUGGCCGGCCAUCUGAUUUCGCGCAUUGGGUGGUGUUGGCUCGUGGAGUAUGGCCUUUUGGUUCUUCCUUCUUCUGGCGAUCGCGUCUCUGAGCACAAGUCACGCACAGCUUCCUACUACUGACGGAUACGUGAGUAUCGACUGUGGCAUCAGCAGCAACACAAAUUACACCGACGAAACCACCAACAUACCAUACGUAUCAGACGACGGGUUCAUCGACACAGGGACGGACCACACCAUCGCCUCCAACUACGCAGGCUCCUCGCUCGAGAAACAACUACAGACUCUUCGAAGCUUUCCAAAUGGAUCUCGGAAUUGCUACGCACUGACGGUGACGCCGGGUCAGAAGUACUUGGUGAGAGCCUCCUUCAUGUACGGGAGCUACGACGGCCUGAACGGAGCGAGCCCCAGCAAUCCCCUCCUCUUCGACCUUCACCUUGGCGUCAACCUUUGGACGACCGUCAACAUCACCAAGGCAUCCGAUGUUCAUCGGGCAGAGGCCAUUUUUGUUGCUUCUGCUGAUUCCGCAUCGGUCUGCUUGGUAAAGACUGGCUCUGCAACUCCCUUCAUAUCUGCACUGGAGCUGCGGCCGCUCAAGAACGCCAUCUAUUCUUACGCCAAUGCUACGCAAAAUCUGGUCCUGUUCUUGCGAAUUAACCUGGCACCGACCACGAAUAACUUGUUGAGAUAUCCGUUCGACCGCUACGAUCGCAUCUGGCGGCCCUCCGUUGCUGCGACCGGUUGGACCUCCAUAUCUACCAACCUCACAGUAAAUAACUACGCCAAGGAUCAAUUCGAGGCUCCGUCGGCUGUGAUGCAAACGGCGGCAGUGCCCGUUAACGCCAGCAUGUUGGAAUUCUACUGGGACUUUGUGGGUUCGGGCGCCCCCGUUAACGAGUUCUACGCCAACCUCCACUUCUCGGAGCUUCUCCCGAACACCUCGAGGGCGUUCAACGUUUACCUCAAUGGCGACAAGUGGUACGCUAACUAUACCCCGCCCUACCUCAUGUCCGAUGCCAUAUACAGCACCACCCCCCUGACUCCUAGUCUGCGGUAUAAUUGGACUCUCAACUCCUCGGGCCUGUCCACGCUUCCUCCAAUCCUCAACGCGCUCGAAGUCUACGCGCCGAUGUUUGUCAAGAACACGCCGACCGACUCUGACGACGUUGAUGCCAUUAUCAAUGUCAGGGUACAAUAUCAACUGAAGAGAAACUGGAUGGGUGAUCCAUGUUCCCCAAAAGAAUAUGCUUGGGAUGGCUUGAAGUGCAGCUAUGAUCUCAAUUCACCAAGGAUCACAGAUGUAAACCUGUCAGCAAGUGCAUUGACUGGCCCUAUUUCCUCUUCUUUUGCCAAGCUCACAGCAAUCAAGUACCUGUAAGUGCUGGUAGCUUUGUUUAUUCUUGAUCUGCUCUCUCAUUUGGUUCUGGCAUAAGAAAAUUGGACUAGGAAUUUUUGAACCACUUAGAAAUUCUAUGUUAAGAAGUUAAUUUACAUUUUAAUUUGGCUAAAAUCUCAUUGAAGUGUUUGAUUAAAGAGGUGAUUCCAGAAUAAUCUGUGUAAAUGACAUAUUUGACCAAAGAUACUACAUAGGAAUGCUAUAAAUUUGACACUUAUGUGAAUCUUUACUAUAAUCAACUUUUACUUUAGAGGAAAAAAUUAGUUGUUGCAUGACUGUCCAUUUGUCAUGACUUGUAUUAAGUUGGCUAGUCUAAAUCAUGUGCCAUAUU
This is a messenger RNA of Musa acuminata AAA Group (dessert banana), 1748 nucleotides long. Its product is annotated as putative leucine-rich repeat receptor-like serine/threonine-protein kinase At2g19230. Bases 71 to 1399 code for a protein of 442 amino acids. NCBI's taxonomy places the organism in Eukaryota, Viridiplantae, Streptophyta, Magnoliopsida, Zingiberales, Musaceae. The transcript has 5 exons. The record is from RefSeq and is a predicted model, not a curated record.